Australozyma saopauloensis is the source of this 462-nucleotide messenger RNA. It is a transcript of the gene YPD1, whose product is annotated as Ypd1p. The transcript has a single exon. Lineage: Eukaryota; Fungi; Ascomycota; Pichiomycetes; Serinales; Metschnikowiaceae. The record is from RefSeq and is a predicted model, not a curated record. Gene Ontology annotation, molecular function: histidine phosphotransfer kinase activity; protein histidine kinase binding. Gene Ontology annotation, biological process: phosphorelay signal transduction system; phosphorylation. Bases 1 to 462 code for a protein of 153 amino acids. Gene Ontology annotation, cellular component: cytoplasm; nucleus.
AUGAGCGACGAACAAAUGAAAAAGUUGCAGGACAGCGGCUUGGUGGAUUGGCCCGUCUUCUCCGAGUUGGUGGCCAUGGAUGAAGACGAGGAGGGUUUCUCCAAAGGACUCUUUCAAACCUUCGUAGACCAGUUCAAAGACACAUAUAAAGAGCUUGACGAGAACGUCGAGCUGAAGGAUCUCGACAAACUAUCUUCGUUGGGCCACUAUCUCAAGGGCUCUGCAGCCGCCUUGGGCUUGGUGACCAUUGCCGAACAAUGCGAAAGAAUGCAAAACUAUGGCCAUAAAAUCAACUGUGAUGACUACAGUCUCGACUCUGACCUCUCUGAGAGUGACGGUGACGCAUAUUGGGUAUCCCUCGUAGAAGAUGCCAUGGCCAAGGCCAAGACAGCAUUUGAAGAAUCCAAGGAGGCUCUUAUCGAGUACUUUGGCGACUUUGAUGCCGAGGCUAGUGAAGACUGA